This is a messenger RNA of Fragaria vesca subsp. vesca, 1170 nucleotides long. Its product is annotated as glutathione S-transferase zeta class-like. The transcript has 11 exons. Gene Ontology annotation, molecular function: glutathione transferase activity; maleylacetoacetate isomerase activity. Gene Ontology annotation, biological process: glutathione metabolic process; L-phenylalanine catabolic process. NCBI's taxonomy places the organism in Eukaryota, Viridiplantae, Streptophyta, Magnoliopsida, Rosales, Rosaceae. Gene Ontology annotation, cellular component: cytoplasm. Bases 228 to 875 code for a protein of 215 amino acids. The record is from RefSeq and is a predicted model, not a curated record.
GGCCAUAGCAUAGAAGUAUGUUAAAGAAAAUGCAGGGAGCAAGGAGGAGAAUUGAUGUUGAUUAGAUUCGUUGGAUUAAAUCAUUUAAAAUCCUACGGCUGUGAGGGAGUUGUGCCGUUUUGUCCUGUGUAAAUAUCGAAAAGCCUCUCGGUGUCAACUCAAAGAAGACCCCGAAACAAACCAAAAGCCGGCAUUGUGCUCCAACCCCUGAUCUCGGAUAAUCCUUCAUGGCCGAUCAACAACUGAGACUCUAUUCCUACUUCAGGAGCUCUUGCUCUUACCGUGUCCGGAUUGCCCUCAACCUCAAAGGGCUUAAGUACGAGUACAAAGCCGUGAACUUGUUGAAGGGAGAACAGUUCAGUCCUGAGUUUAGAAAGCUCAAUCCGAUCGGAUAUGUGCCGGUGCUUGUGGAUGGGGACAUUGUUGUUUCCGAUUCAUUUGCCAUUUUAUUGUAUUUGGAAGAAAAGUACCCGCAACAUCCGUUGCUACCUAAAGACCUUCAACGAAAGGCCGUUAACUUCCAGGCCGCAAAUAUUGUUUCCUCAAGCAUACAGCCCCUUCAGAAUCUGGCAGUACUGAAGUAUAUUGAAGAAAAGGUUAGUCCAGAUGAGAAAAUGGAAUGGGCGAAAGUUCAUAUUGGGAAAGGUUUUGCAGCACUUGAAGAUCUACUGAAAAACUAUGCAGGAAGAUUUGCAACUGGAGAUGAUGUUUCCUUUGCAGACAUAUUCCUAGCCCCCCAGAUUCAUGCAGCUUUUACAAGGUUCAAUCUAGACAUGACCCAGUUCCCCCUUUUGUCCAGGUUGCAUGAGGCAUACAAUGAGAUACCAGCUUUUGUAGAUGCUAGACCAGAUAAGCAGCCGGAUGCUCCUUCAUAAUAGGUUACCAACAAGUUCAAGAGAAAAAUUGCCAACUAAGGUUUUCGUCGAAGCAUUGGAAUGUUGUAAAACAGUAAUACUAAAAUUUAUAAAUAAGGGUUGUGCAAUAAUGGAACAGCUUGAAACUGCAGUGUUGUAACCUAAAUGUAAAAUAAUGUAAUUGUCUGGAUUGUAUGUCAAUAGUCUUCAGCACCCCUUGUACACAUUGUGUACUUGGAUGAUACAGCUUCUAUCCUUCUGUCCAAUAAACCGUAUCUAAAGACUCUUCGCUGUAUCAGAUUUUCAGUGAUGCUUC